CCCAAUGCGAUGGAACUCAUCUUAUCUUGCGUGGAAUCAGCUACUUAAAUUAAAAGGCCAUAUUGGUCUUCUUAAAAAUUUACUUUCAACCAAAUCUGACUCUGAUUCUAAAAAAGACUUUAAACAUUUAAAAAAAAUUUCACUUUAUGAUGAUGAAUGGGAUGCACUCCAAGACCUAGUAGAGAUUCUUGAACCAUGUGCUGAAGCCACUAAUUAUUUAGGUGGAAGCAAUUAUUGUAUCUAUUCAAUCAUGGUCCCUACUCUACUUGAACUUAAAAAAAGAUAUCAGCCAUCAGUUGCCAACGAUGAUAUUGUAGAUAAAAUUAAUUAUGAGGACGACGAAAACCUAUUUGAAGAUGCUACAAUUGAUGAAGAAGAGGAGGUGCAAACUUAUACGCCAAUUAGUAUAGAUCUUGACGAAGUUAAAAGUAUUUUGUACAAUGCAAUAAGCCACUAUUGGCCCGAUUUAACAACACCCAAUUCACUUUUACCUUGUCUUUUGGACCCCAGGUGUAAAUCUUUAACUUUUGUCACAUUCGAUGAAUGGUUUGCUACUGAAAACUUGCUUCACGAAGAAUACAGUGUGACGGAAUAA
Molecule: messenger RNA, 595 nt
Organism: Racocetra persica
Lineage: Eukaryota; Fungi; Glomeromycota; Glomeromycetes; Diversisporales; Gigasporaceae
Source: the annotation of a GenBank genome assembly